AUGGGUUUAGUUGAGGUUGUCGUGGAGCACAUCUCCAUCAAGGGGCUACUGAUCUUUGCCAGUGUGAGCUACGUACUAUGGCAAAUAGUCAACUAUGUUGAUCGAAAGAAAAGACUGGGGCGUCUUGCUGGCGGAACUGCUCCCAAGAUCGAAUGCAAAUGGCCACUUGGCCUUGACAUUGUGAUGAGGCAGGUGGAUGCCGCCAGGCACCACAGAAACCUACAGUCGUGGCAUACUCUUUUCAAGGGCAUUCCGGGACACACAGCCGAGUCCAAGAUCAUCGGUAGGCGAUUGGUCUUUACCGCCGACCCGGAGAACAUCAAGGCCAUCUUAGCUGCGCAGUUUGGGGACUACGGCAAGGGCGAGCCCUUCCACCGCGAAUGGUCAGACUUCCUCGGCGACAGUAUCUUCACUACCGACGGCGAAAAAUGGCAUGCCAGCAGGCAGCUCAUCCGGCCGCAGUUCGUGAAGGAACGUAUCAGUGAUCUGGACUGCUUUGAGUCGCAUCUUGAGACCCUGUUCAAGGCCAUGGCCAACGGACAGGCACUUAACGGGGUUAAUCAGAAGGUUGACCUCGAGGCUGGGGACGGAAAAGUCAUCGAGAUUAGCGACCUGUUCUUCCGUUAUACCCUCGACGUUGCAACCGACUUCUUGUUGGGUCUGGACGUUCAGUCACUCACCACGCCUCGCCAAGAGUUUGCCGAAGCCUUCAACGAAGUACAGAGGGUCCAGAACAUCCGCGCCAGAGCUGGUCCGCUUCAGAGAUUUGUACCAUUAAAGACGUUCAACGCCGGUCUCAAGGUAAUCAACAAGCUGUGCGAGACAUAUAUCGACCGUGCGCUCCAACUGAGCCCCGAAGAGCUCCUAAGCAAGACCAAGUCCGACGAGGGCUACACCUUCCUGCACGAGCUCGCCUCCUUCACCCGGGACCGCAAGGUCAUCCGCGACCAACUCGUCGCCGUGCUGCUGGCCGGCCGCGACACCACGGCCGCGACUCUGUCGUGGACCAUCUACGAGCUCAGCAGGCACCCCGAGUGCGUCCGCAAGCUGCGCGACGAGAUCAUCAACCAGGUCGGCCUGGACCGGUCGCCGACCUACCACGACCUGAAGAACAUGAAGUACCUCCAGAACGUCAUGAACGAGACGCUGCGGCUCUACCCCGUCGUGCCCUUCAACGUGCGGCUGGCGCUCAAGGACUGCACGCUGCCGACGGGCGGCGGGCCCGACGGCAAGCAGCCCAUCGCCGUGCUCAAGGACACGCCCAUCGGCUACAGCACCAUCGUCAUGCAGCGGCGCGAGGACCUGUACCCGGCGCCCGGCCGCGACUUCAAGCCCGUGGCCGAGUUCAGCCCGGAGCGCUGGCAGCACUGGCAGCCGCGGCCCUGGCAGUACAUCCCCUUCAACGGCGGGCCCCGCAUCUGCAUCGGCCAGCAGUUCGCCCUCACCGAGAUGGGCUACGUGCUCACGCGCCUGUUCCAGCGCUUCGAGCGCGUCGAGAGCUUCAUGCACGACGUCGACGGCGGCGACCCCCUGCUCAAGGCCGAGAUCGUGCUCCAGCCCGGCAACGGCGUCAAGGUUGCGUUCUGGGGUGCUAAGAAAUAA
Messenger RNA from Neoarthrinium moseri, 1602 nucleotides. RefSeq lists its product as uncharacterized. The coding region runs from base 1 to 1602 and encodes 533 amino acids. The transcript is spliced from 3 exons. Gene Ontology annotation, molecular function: oxidoreductase activity, acting on paired donors, with incorporation or reduction of molecular oxygen; iron ion binding; monooxygenase activity. The record is from RefSeq and is a predicted model, not a curated record. NCBI's taxonomy places the organism in Eukaryota, Fungi, Ascomycota, Sordariomycetes, Amphisphaeriales, Apiosporaceae.